UCAACAAUUUAGUAUCACAUUGGAGUUUAUGGUGUAUAGAACAACUUAAACGACAACCAAAAGACACAUGGGAGACCAACACGUUUAACCGGACUCCAGAGAAAAUGAAGAAAUAAACAAAUUUUAAAAGAAAGAUACGAGACUCCAAGAAUUGCGUGCGUGUGUGUGUGUGUGUGAAUCGAGUGUUUUAUGUUCAUGAUGAUGUUGAAAUUAUCUACAAAAGUUUUAAAAUUACAAUAAAAAAUAUAAUUAAAAAUAAAUAAAUAAAUAAAUAAAUAAAUAAAUAAAUAAAUGAAAAAAAGUAUAAAAUAUGUGUGUAUAAAUAAAGUGUCGACGACUUUGAUGAUGUUUGGAAAUUUGUAAAAAAAAUCAUAAGAAAUUAUAACGACUUACACAAAAGAAAAUUGCAUAAAAAUAAAGAAGAAAAAUCUAAUCAUCAUUCAAGAUGGCAAGUAAAUGUACCAUACAAUUUGAUAACAAUCCAUUUGGUAUAUACUAUGCUGGCCAAAUUGUCUCCGGUACAGCGGAAUUAAUAACAACACGUCCCAAAACUAUACGCUCUAUUUUUAUAACCAUAAGCGGUUUUGCUGAAGUACGCUGGACCGAGAACAUAACGAAACAGGAUGCUCAGGGUAAUCGUGAAAAGGCCAUCGAAACCUAUUCCGCUUCAGAGUUGUACUAUAGUAAUGAGAAGUAUGUGUAUGGACAAAGUGGUGGUGCACAAUUAGAAUUGCCGGCUGGUAAAUAUGUAUUUCCUUUCCAAGGUACAAUACCACCAAAUGCUCCAACUUCGUUAAAUGGUGCCUGGGGUCAAAUACAACAUGAGGUCUCGGUAGUUGUGGAUCGUGUUAUGCGUUAUAAUAAUGUAUUUAAACAGGCUUAUACGGUGGUUUCGCCUUACGAUUUAAAUUUAAAUCCAAAUCAUUCGAAACCUCUACAAAAAAUCGAAGAAAAAACUUUCUGUUGGAGUCUAUGUUGCGGCACUAAAGGACCUAUGGUUAUGAGCGUAAGAGUACCCUUUGGAGCUUAUGCCCCUGGGCAAAAAGUACGCUUUAAUAUAGUAUUAGACAAUCAAUCUGAUGUUCAUUGCUCUGAUGUUAAGGUAAGACUAAUGAAGAAGGUUGUCUAUACUAGUCGUAGUCCUGAGACGACAACAAAAGAAACGGAAAUUAAAGUUGCUGAUAAUCAUUGUGGUGAAGUUGUUAAACUGAAUAAAGCCGAAUUUAAUGAAUUUCUACAAAUUCCUUCUACCACACCCACAUCGCUGGAAAGUUGCAGUAUUAUAAAAGUUUCAUAUACUCUGAAAUUUAUAGCUAAAGUUUCACGUAUACAUGGUGACUUGGUUAUAGAAUUUCCUUUUGUAAUUGGUACAGUACCAUUAUAUGCUAGUACAGCGGAUGAGGGAGCCAUAACAACUCAACCUGGUAGUGGACCUAUAUAUAAACCUAUACCUCCUCCCAUGUUUGAAGAAGAUGUGCGUUCAGAACAAUUCGAGAGUAAUACCUUUAAACCCAGAUAUCCAGUAUUUUUAAAUGACCCUAGUUUGUCUACAAAUGGCACAAGUGCUCCAACGGGACCACCACCAGCAGCAGCUGCCAAUAAUUUAUAUCCUACCGCUAAUAUAUCAGCUGUUACUCCUACCCCACCUAGAGCAACCGUAACACCAUCUGCUCCAGAAUUGCAACCUCUAAAUCCAGGUCGAGUUAUGCCUAGUCCUACUCAACCAAUUAAUCAACAGAAUACCUCUAAAGCAGGACCCAAUAAUGCACCCACUUUGGAGGUUAUGGGUUUCAGUUUACCACCCGAUUAUGAGCCCACACCAAAUGAUUCAACUGGAAGUAUAGGUUGGAAAUAAAAUUUGAAAUUUAUAAUUAAAACGAACGAUCGGGUAUAUAACCGAAUAAUGAUUACCAUUUUAUUGGAAAGGAAUAUAUACUCUAUAUAUGUAUAUGAAUGUACCAAUAGUUUGUAUGAAUUACGAUAACUUUUUAAAAAAUUUUAUACGAUAUUUCAUGUAAUAAAGCAUUUACAAAUAAGUUUAUUUUAAUUUAGA
Lucilia cuprina (Australian sheep blowfly) is the source of this 2053-nucleotide messenger RNA. RefSeq names its product arrestin domain-containing protein 17. Gene Ontology annotation, cellular component: cytoplasm. The transcript is spliced from 4 exons. Gene Ontology annotation, biological process: protein transport. The record is from RefSeq and is a predicted model, not a curated record. The coding region runs from base 446 to 1855 and encodes 469 amino acids. Lineage: Eukaryota; Metazoa; Arthropoda; Insecta; Diptera; Calliphoridae.